AGAGGAUAGCAGAAGCUGCAGAAUCAGCUGUAUUCACUCACCAACAUGAAAAGACAUUAAAUUUUGAAUAUUUUAAUGCCAAAAAAAUAUAUGAUACAAAUGAACAGCCAGUAAAAGAUGCUGGAUGGAAAGAAUUAGAAUUAAAACCCCAUCGUAAUUUUGAUAUUCCUGUAAAUACUAUGCAUAGUUCCAUACAUGUUCCAACAAAUGUCUACGAUAAAGAAUCAAAUUUGGUAAAUGCUAUUAAAUGGUCUGAAUACCUCAACCCAGUCUUCAGGAACAACUUAGCAGCAGAUCCUUCUCUUCAUUGGCAAUAUUUUGGAAGCAGUACAGGAUUUCUUCGAACAUUUCCAGGUUCAAAAUGGCCAAAAAAUGAUGAUGAUGAGAAGGAUCCCGAUUUUUAUGAUUGUCGCAUGCAACCAUGCAAUUACAUUGAUAGAAUAACUUUCAAAACUUUCUGUACAGAAGUUUAUUGGAACAAUAUUCUAGAAAUUACUCAUGUUACCUUUCUAUUAAUGGGAUGCCAACCAAUAUGUACAGCAAUGGAUAAUAUGCAAGCUUUGAAUGAGGGGUUUGGCACUACCCCAGAAUUGUUGAUUCUUUGCGAGAUAUUCACCUCCAAAGAUCAGUUUUUAACAUGUAUCAGUUUUGAAUAUUUUAAUGCCAAAAAAAUAUAUGAUACAAAUGAACAGCCAGUAAAAGAUGCUGGAUGGAAAGAAUUAGAAUUAAAACCCCAUCGUAAUUUUGAUAUUCCUGUAAAUACUAUGCAUAGUUCCAUACAUGUUCCAACAAAUGUCUACGAUAAAGAAUCAAAUUUGGUAAAUGCUAUUAAAUGGUCUGAAUACCUCAACCCAGUCUUCAGGAACAACUUAGCAGCAGAUCCUUCUCUUCAUUGGCAAUAUUUUGGAAGCAGUACAGGAUUUCUUCGAACAUUUCCAGGUUCAAAAUGGCCAAAAAAUGAUGAUGAUGAGAAGGAUCCCGAUUUUUAUGAUUGUCGCAUGCAACCAUGGUAUAUUCAAGCUGCUGCAUCUGCAAAAGAUAUUGUUAUCUUGCUAGAUGUUAGUGGAUCAAUGACUGGUAUUAGAAAAGAAAUAGCAGGAAAUGUUGUAAUGAAUAUUUUGGAUACAUUAUUCGAAAAUGAUUUUGUCACUGUUCUCAAAUUCAAUGAUACUGUGGAGCCAUUAGUUCCAUGUUUUGAUCAAUCUCUUGUUCAAGCAAAUGCCAAAAAUAUACAGGUAUUUAAGGACCAUUUAGAAAAUGUGAAUACUUCAAAUGUUGCAAAUUUCACUUCAAGUUUAACGACAGCCUUUGAACUAUUACAAAGAUAUAAUAAAUCCAAAUUGGGAAGUCAAUGUAAUCAGGCUAUAAUGUUAGUAACAGAUGGAGCACCUCAGACAUACGAAGAUAUAUUUCGUAAAUAUAACUGGCCAAAUAUACCAGUAAGGGUGUUCACUUAUUUAGUAGGAAUAGAAGUAACAGAAAUACGUGAAGUAAAUUGGAUGGCUUGUGAAAACAAAGGAUAUUUUACUCAUGUAGCAAGAUUUACUGAAGUAAAGGAAGAAGUUCAAAAAUAUGUUCCUGUAAUGAGUAGACCAAUUGUAUUAUCAGGUCUACAUCCUGUUAUAUGGACAGGGGUUUAUGCUGAUGUUCCUGGCAAUAUUCUUUCUGAUUGGAUGUGGAAAAAUAAGCAACAUGAUAAACUUAGAGAAAAUUAUGUGAAACAUUUGAAGACAGAAGUUGAUGACGACGAUGACGAAGUUGAAGUUUAUGUUUCUGAAGAGAAUGGCAUUGAUACAGUUGAAACAGAAGAGCAGUUAACUCAAGAUGGUGAUGUUAAUAAUGACAACAACGAUGACAACGAUGAUGAUGAUGAUGAUGAUGAUGAUGAUGAUGAUGAUGAUGAUGAUGAAAAUGAUGAAGAGCCUCCUAAAGUUCAGUUGUUAACAACUGUAGCAACACCUGUUAUAGAUAAAAGGAAUACUUCUGCUCAUUUGGCAGAUUUAUUAGGUGUAGCUGGUAUAGAUGUGCCUAUAGAAGAAUUUAUGAAAUUGACACCAGCAUACAAGUUAGGUGUAAAUGGAUAUUCAUUUGCAAUUACCAACAAUGGUUACGUUUUAUACCAUCCUGAUCUCCGUCCAAGGUUUGGUGAAUUUUUAAAACCUGGUUACACAAGUGUAGAUGUUACUGAAGUUGAAGCAGUGGUUGGAGAAAUGAACUCUCCUUGGGAAUUUAAUUCAACAUUAUUAGAAGGGUCCAAUUCGGGACCCCUGUUCUGGAAUAUCGUAUAUGAUAACUAUUUAAAAGUUGACAAAGGAGAAGGUGUAGUUGAGCUAGCGUACGCCGACGAUACGAUUAUAAUAUUUGGAUCGAACUCAAGGAGGGAAAUUGAAGAUAAAGGCAACAGGGUACUAAAAUUGAUAUCUGAAAAGGGAAGAGAACUUAAACUCUACUUUAACCCUCGGAAAACAAAAGCAAUAGUUUUUACAAGGGGAAGUACUCCAGAUCUUUAUAAAAGAUCGCCUACAAUCAAAAUGAAUGAUCACAACAUUAAGGUAGAGAAAGAGAUGAUGUACCUAGGAGUGGUGUUGGAUCACCGGCUCACAUGGAUGGCACAUACUACAUAUGUCAAAACUGUUGGUGCAAAUCUAUUCAAUGCUCUGGCCAGGGUGGCCAAGGCCACAUGGGGCCUCAGCAAAGAGGCCAUCGAUAUUAUAUACAAAGGUGCGUUUGUUCCAAAAGUCACUUAUGCAGCGGGUGCUUGGUUCAAAGCUGCAGAAAGAGGCAGCAUAAAACGGAAAUUAAGGAGUGCGCAACGUGUGGCAUUACUUAGGAUGACAAGAGCAUACCGCACGACAUCAACAGAGGCGUUAAUGGUGAUUGCCGGGAUUACGCCAAUAGAUAUGAUUCUACGUGAAAAGGCAAAGAUAUAUAUGAGUAGAAGAGGGUAUCCAAUAGACAUCAUGAAUGAAACUUACAACAGAAUGGAUUACGAAAUGCAGGUAAUGGCAAGAAUGCUACCGAAACCCUAUGAACAGUCGGCAAUUAACAUUGCAACAGAACAUGAAAGUAGUGAUAUUGACAUAUACACUGAUGGAUCUAAAGUUGAGGGCCAGGCUCACAUAGGAAUAGAAGGGAACGAGAAGGCAGACGUACUGGCCAAAGUGGCCACGUCAUUAACUGAAACCACUUACAAUAAGAUUCCAGUGUCUUACAUCAAAAGAUUAGUAUGGCAAGAGUCAAUAGAAGAGUGGCAAGAAGAGUGGAGUUAUAGCGACAAAGGGAGACACACCUUCUGGUUGCUUUCCAAUAUAGAAGAAAGAUUGAAUGAUUUAAGAUGGCUUACAAGUGACUUCAUAACAACACAACUUUUGACCAACCACUGUAACACCAAGGAAUAUUUAAAAAGGAUAGGAAAACAGCAAGAUACACAAUGCGAAUGCGGAACGGGCGAACACAGUCUGGACCACAUCAUAAAUAGACGUGUCGUCACCAGGACUAAUACUUAUUAUUAUGGCCCCAUUGAAAAUACUCCUUUCUCAAUGGCUAUAUCAAUUCCUGAACCUUACGGACAUUAUCGUGUUACUGGUCAAAUUGAAGUGAAGUUAAUGAAGGAAGAUUGGAGAGAUUAUUUCAAAGGAGACAAAUGGAGAGUUCAUCCUGAUUGCAUAAGCCCACUAGGUCUUCUACUGGCUUUAAUACCCAGGCCAAAUAUGUUCAAAAUGUUUGGUAUAACUGUAACAUUUGUGGCAACAAGAAGUGGUCUUUUGAGAGUAUUAGAAUAUCUCAGUGAAGAAGAGCGAAGAAAUAGUACUGAAAAGCCCUUUCAAGAUAUACAUGUUCGAGCUAUUGAUGAAUUGUUUUACAAACGUGCUGUUGACUUUUAUAAUAUUAACAGUUCUGCCUUUGUUUUUUCUGUCCCACACAAUGCAGGUUCAAAGAAAAAUACCAAAGUAACUGCAAGUCAUGCCAUCUUUUUGGGUACUGGAAAGAAAAAAGCUCCCGCUGCUGUCGUCGGAUUACAAUUUCUUCAUUCUGUUUUUUCUAAAACGUUUUUUGAUAUUACAUCAAAAUGUAUGCUGCAACCAUGCAGAUAUAAAUGUGGUGGAGAGGAUCUAGAUUGUUACCUUUUGGACAAUAAUGGAUUUACUGUAGUUUCUGAAGAAUAUGAACAGACUGGAAAAUUUUUUGGAGAAAUUGAUUUUACUCUAUUUAAUUCGAUGAUCAAAUACGGAAUAUAUAAAAAGGUUCAUUUAUUUGACUAUCAGGCUAUUUGCUUUGAACCAACAGAUUCUUCUGGUCCAGCUGCAUUCCUUUUAACUCCUUUUCAUCAUGUGAAAAAUAUGUUGAGCUGGCUUUGGAGUAAAUUAGCUGUAUUUUUAGUUAAUUACAGCCUGUAUGGACUUUGGUCUCAUGAAGGAGUAUUUGCUUCAGAUUAUGGUUUUAAUCAAGCAGAUUAUGAUGAUGUUUUAUUGAAUAAAACCAAACCAAGACCAUGUGAAAAGGAAUUAUAUCUAUAUGAAAUGCAAGUUAAAGAUUCAGGAGAUCCAAUCAAAGGCAGACUGUCAAUGUGCCAUCAGACAGGUUGUGACAAGCAAUUUAUCGUACAACAAGUCCCAUAUACAAAUCUUUUAAUGUUAGUUGUUUAUACAUCUUGUCCAUGCGAGAAGAAUUCCGUUAAACUUACGGCAGAAGAAUAUCAAGCAAAUAAUACCGUAAAAUGCUUACAUAUGAAAACGGGUCUUUAUAGGGACAGGCCGAAAUCUUGUACUAAUUAUCAUGCAGGAGAAAGCGAAAUCAAACAGUGUGGAAAAUGUUCAGUUACCAGUGCUUCCAUAUUCCUCUUAUUCAUUGCCUUUGUGCUAAGUAGGCACGUGCUCAUUUGAAAAAGACUGACUGCUGUGUAUGCCUUCUGUGAUGUGAUGCCUCAUUGCCUUGCCUCACUUCACGGACAGAGAAUAUUUCUCAUCGGGUUACGGCAAACGUCUCACACUGCGGUCCUAAAUACUUUUUUAAUCACCCGGAGGAUAUAACAAGGCACGGAGACACUUUUGUGCACAAUAUAUGCAUCGUGUCGGACGAUAAAAUAUUAGAACCGUUGCGCUUUGAGUCCCAAUGGACGAACAGUAAAUAAAUAAAAAAAUCUAAGUCUUCCCAAGCUCCCACUAGUUGCCAUUUAUUAUCGACCAAGUAAGUCUGAUGAUACCGAACACGUAAAUAAGACCUAGCUAAAAUUGAACUCGUGGCCAACUUGUGGGGCUCACCACCUGUGCCAUAUCACUGUAUGCGUGUCAUGGUGACAGAACACUGUGUUUUCUACCUAUGGUCUUCCCUUAAAGUGUAUGUGUAGCAAAAACACUUCAUCCGUGAGUGUUGCUUGCUUAGUGGUAUAUCAAAGAAUUAUCACGGGUUGUUGUUUGUGAAGAUACAACCAGUGUUUUUGAAACACAAAAAUGUAAAAACAUGUGCAGGCUAGCAGUUAAAUUUUAGCUGUUAUCUGUAAAAAUAGGCCUAUCGUAGCUAAAACAAAACAGGUGCUUCAGAAUUUCUAUUGUAAACAUCACUAACAGGUUGUUGUCAUUAUGGUAGCUCAAAAAUUUAAACAACUGGAAAAUGCUACCAUCAUCACUAGUUAAAUUACAUAUCAAGGUCAGUUUAUUUUUAAUUUUUGCAAUAUAUUGUGUGUGCAAUACAUAUUAUGUUUGCUUGUUUGAAUUUUAAAAUGUUAUAUUUUGAACACUUCCAAAAUGUAUUUUAAUUGUGGCAUUUUAAUGUCAGUAGUCAGUUUUGUUGAAAUAAAUCUUUCAUCUUGCCAAA
Centruroides sculpturatus (bark scorpion) is the source of this 5814-nucleotide messenger RNA. Its product is annotated as voltage-dependent calcium channel subunit alpha-2/delta-3-like. NCBI's taxonomy places the organism in Eukaryota, Metazoa, Arthropoda, Arachnida, Scorpiones, Buthidae. The coding region runs from base 180 to 4883 and encodes 1567 amino acids. Gene Ontology annotation, molecular function: voltage-gated calcium channel activity. The transcript is spliced from 39 exons. The record is from RefSeq and is a predicted model, not a curated record. Gene Ontology annotation, cellular component: voltage-gated calcium channel complex.